UGUGGUUCUUAUUAAUUUUAUUUUUUUAUUCUAUUUUCUUGUUAGUUAAUUCCUUACUAUCAAUAGCUUACAAAAUUUAUUUUUGUGUGUAUUGAAAUAUUUGUUUUAAGAUUUAUUAUAAUAAUAUUGCAUUUAAUAUUGAAUAUUUUAAAAAUAAAAUCACAAACAUGGCUGUAGAUAUGGACUUGAAAAAUGCAUUCAAAGAACUUCAUGAAAAAUUAUUAUAUGCAUCUCAAAAAAUAAAAUUGGCUGAUUUGCAAAUUGAUACACUUCGUCGUACUAAGCAACAUAAUAUUCUUACUAAGCAAGAACUAGAGAAAAUACCAAAAGAUGUGAAGACAUAUGAAGCUUUGGGUCGCGCAUUUGUUUUAACACCAAGAGAUGAUGUAUUUAAAAACUUAGAUAAAGUUAACAGUGAUACCGAACAAAAAAUUACUGUUUUAGAAAAUACUAAACAAUAUUUGGAAGGAAAUUUGAAAGAGAGUGAGAAUAAUUUACGUGAAAUGGUACAACGCAAAAGGGAUGUUGGCGGUGAUAAGGAAAAUCAACCAGGCAGUUCUAAAGAUUAAAAUAAUUUAAAUUUGACUUUUUUUUAAAUUCUAAUUUAUUAAAUUAACUCCACAAUUGA
Messenger RNA from Melanaphis sacchari, 628 nucleotides. Its product is annotated as prefoldin subunit 1-like. Gene Ontology annotation, biological process: protein folding. NCBI's taxonomy places the organism in Eukaryota, Metazoa, Arthropoda, Insecta, Hemiptera, Aphididae. The record is from RefSeq and is a predicted model, not a curated record. The transcript is spliced from 4 exons. Gene Ontology annotation, molecular function: protein folding chaperone. Gene Ontology annotation, cellular component: prefoldin complex; cytoplasm. Bases 168 to 569 code for a protein of 133 amino acids.